Molecule: messenger RNA, 309 nt
Organism: Lathyrus sativus (Indian pea)
Lineage: Eukaryota; Viridiplantae; Streptophyta; Magnoliopsida; Fabales; Fabaceae
Source: the annotation of a GenBank genome assembly
AUGAGAGAAACCCUUGUCCGUAUUACUGGUGGGAUGAAAGUUAAAGCUGACAGAGAUGAUUCAUUUCCAUAUGCUUUUAUGCUUGCUGCACAAGAUGUAGCUACUCGGUGCAAGGAGUCGGGAAUAACUGCUCUUCAUAUCAAGCUUUGUGCAACUGGAGGAAACAAGACAAAAACACAAUGCCCUGGUGCUCAGGCUGCUCUCCGUGCCUUAGCUCGUCCAGAAAUGAAAAUUGGUCGCAUAGAGGAUGUGACUCUAAUUCCUUCUGAUAGCACACGCCGAAAAAGUGGAAGAAAGGAGAACGAAUGA